GAGAGCAAAGCAGAGGGAGGCGGAGGCAAACUUCUGAGGGAGAGGCAGAGAGAGAGAGAGAGAGAGAGAGAGAGAGGGAGGAAAAUAGAUCAGAGCACCGAGAGAGGGAGAGGGAGGCAGCAGAAAUCGAUGGCUGCAACAAUGGAGCUUUAGGAUCCAGAGAAGGUGCUGGUCCGCCUGCAAGCGGCUGGGGAAGAGGGUGCAGAUACUCUAUUUGAGGAGGGGGGUGGGGGGAGGAAGAGAAGGAGGAGGAUGGGCCUGGAAGACAGCCUUGCAAUGGCUCUGCAAAAAUUGGAUUAAAGCAGUAUGCUGGACAAGAGUGAGGUGGCAACCUUAGGCCUGCCCUCCAACACCAGCCAUGGAGGCUCUGACAGCAACAUCAGCACGGACGGAUCAGGAGUGGUUGCGGCCGGGGCAGUAGGGGGGGCGGAGGGUUCGAGUGCCGGCGAGCCCCAGCGGACCCGUGUGGCUUUAGAGCACCUGCAGCAGAAGAUCCUGAAAGUCACCGAGCAGAUCCGCGUGGAGCAGGAGGCGAGGGACGAUAACGUGGCUGAGUAUCUGAAGCUGGCCCACAACGCAGACAAACAGCAGGCCUCCAGGAUCAAGCAGGUGUUUGAGAAGAAGAACCAGAAGUCGGCACAGACCAUCGCACAUCUGCACAAGAAGCUAGAGCAUUAUCAUAAGAAGCUAAAGGAGAUAGAGCAGAAUGGACCAGCCCGGCAGCCCAAGGAUGUCCUCCGGGACAUGCAGCAGGGGUUAAAGGACGUGAGGGCCAAUGUUCGUGCUGGGAUAAGCGGGUUUGGUGGUGGGGUGGUCGAGGGGGUCAAAGGCGGCGUCUCGGCCCUCACUCACACGGCCGUGGUCUCCAAGCCCAGAGAGUUCGCCAGCCUGAUCAGAAACAAGUUUGGCAGUGCAGAUAAUAUCGCUCACCUGAAGGACUCGCUUGAGGACGGAGUUGGGGGCAACUCUGAGGACGCCCCCACACCCCGAGCCCUGAGCGGGAGCGCGACUUUGGUGUCCAGUCCAAAGUACGGCAGUGAUGACGAGUGCUCCAGCGCAACAUCUGGCUCUGGAGCAGGCAGUAACUCUGGUGGGGCCGGAGCAGGAGGAGGAGGAGGAGGGGUGUUAGGGCCAACGAUGGGGAGUCCCCGACUGGACGGGCACCACCACCACCACCAUCACAUGCACAGCUCAUGGGACUCCCUACUGGAGGGGCUGCAGGACAUCAAGGCCAGCCAGACGCACAUGGAGGACGCCAUCGAGGACAUGAAGGGCCAGCUGCAGAGUGACUACUCCUACAUGUCGCAGUGCCUGCAGGAGGAGAGAUAUAGGUAUGAAAGACUUGAAGAGCAGCUGAAUGAUCUAACAGAGCUGCACCAGAAUGAAAUGACCAACCUUAAACAGGAGCUGGCCAGUAUGGAGGAGAAGGUGGCCUACCAGUCCUAUGAGAGAGCCAGAGACAUUCAGGAAGCCGUGGAGUCGUGCUUGACCCGCAUCACCAAGCUGGAGCUGCAGCAGCAGCAGCAGCAGGUGGUUCAGCGGGAGGGGGUGGAGAACGCCAACGCUAGAGCUCUCCUGGGGAAGCUCAUCAACGUCAUCCUGGCGCUCAUGGCCGUGCUCCUGGUCUUUGUUUCCACUCUGGCCAACUUCAUCACCCCACUGAUGAAGACCAGGGCGCGCGUGGCCGCCACCGUGCUGCUGACCUUGCUGCUGUUUGUCCUGUGGAAGCAGUGGGACUAUGUGGAACCAUGGCUGUUGCCUAGCUAAAACUUAAGACUUUAAGAAGUGAUAGAACAAGGAGACACAAAAAAAGCUUGAUCAAAAAGAGGCAGAUGGACUUAUCUUUAAAGUUGGGAAGUUACCACAGUUCAUUUCAUCCAACUCUUUAGGAGUGGAUGAUAAACCAUAAAACCCAUUGCUAUCACCAAAAAGAAAAAAAAAAGUUUCCUGCAAGAAAUCAGUUUUUCUUUUCACUAUUUAAGACACACAAAGGAUCAACUUGACUGUAAAUCUUCAUGUUGAAGCUGCAGCAUAUUAGAGACGUUGUUUUUCUCCAUGAAUGUUACGUGCUUUCAUGCAUGUUCUCAGAUGCAUCCAGCUGGCAUGAGUUAGCACCCCAUUAAUGACCAAUAAAUGUGUUUUCUGCCAUUUCCUUCAGGAACUAAAGUGCAGUUAUGUUGUUUCUUCACUCAGUCGUUCUUUUGGUUUUUAUCACACCCUGUUCAGGUGUUAAAGCUGUGCUUUUAGAUGUUUUUUUGAUUUGGAGGGUGGGAUAGCCGAAUCAUAAUAAUAUGUUAAAACUUACAACACUGAAUGAAAUAAUUGAUUCUGUUCACAAUUACUAACAUUGUAGACCUACAGCUAUCCACCGUGUCAAAUUACCUGGCAUGUCAAAGUUUGUAUCCAGUUUGCAAAAACAAUUGUUGCUGUUUUAUUAAAACAAUGUGACAAAUAAAUAAUU
Messenger RNA from Cyprinodon variegatus (sheepshead minnow), 2461 nucleotides. It is a transcript of the gene tmcc2, whose product is annotated as transmembrane and coiled-coil domain family 2. Gene Ontology annotation, biological process: amyloid precursor protein metabolic process. The record is from RefSeq and is a predicted model, not a curated record. The transcript has 5 exons. Bases 307 to 1767 code for a protein of 486 amino acids. Gene Ontology annotation, cellular component: endomembrane system. Lineage: Eukaryota; Metazoa; Chordata; Actinopteri; Cyprinodontiformes; Cyprinodontidae.